This is a messenger RNA of Syngnathus acus (greater pipefish), 3793 nucleotides long. It is a transcript of the gene purab, whose product is annotated as purine-rich element binding protein Ab. Gene Ontology annotation, cellular component: nucleus. The transcript has a single exon. Gene Ontology annotation, biological process: regulation of transcription by RNA polymerase II. The record is from RefSeq and is a predicted model, not a curated record. NCBI's taxonomy places the organism in Eukaryota, Metazoa, Chordata, Actinopteri, Syngnathiformes, Syngnathidae. The coding region runs from base 75 to 920 and encodes 281 amino acids. Gene Ontology annotation, molecular function: DNA-binding transcription factor activity, RNA polymerase II-specific; purine-rich negative regulatory element binding; RNA polymerase II transcription regulatory region sequence-specific DNA binding.
UUUUGACAGGCAGUCGAGGUUGCAGCAGGCAGAGGGAGACGGUAGAAGGAAGGUAAAGCAGGGAAGGCAGCAUCAUGGCGGACAGAGACAGCGGCAGUGACCACGGAGGGCCUACCGCAGGCCCUGGCUCGCUGCCGCCGGGUGCGAUGGGAGCCAUGUCCCGACUACAGCACGACACCGAGGAGCUCGCCUCCAAGCGGGUCGACAUCCAGAACAAGCGAUUCUACCUUGACGUCAAGCAGAAUGUUAAAGGACGCUUCCUCAAGAUAGCCGAGGUCGGCGCUGGAGGAAACAAGAGCCGCCUCACGCUCUCCAUGUCGGUGGCCGUGGAGUUCCGUGAUUAUCUCGGUGACUUUAUCGAACAUUACGCCCAGCUGGGCCCGAGCAACCCCGACUUGGUGCAGGAUGAGCCCCGGCGGGCGCUCAAGAGCGAAUUCUUGGUGCGGGAGAAUCGGAAAUAUUACAUGGAUCUGAAGGAGAACCAGAGGGGGCGGUUCCUGAGGAUCCGGCAGACCGUUAAUCGGGGGCCCGGACUGGGAAGCUCGCAAGGCCAGACCAUCGCCCUGCCGGCACAGGGGCUCAUCGAGUUCCGCGACGCUUUGGCCAAACUCAUCGACGACUACGGCGUAGACGAGGAGCCGGCCGAGCUCCCGGAGGGCACCUCGCUCACGGUGGACAACAAGCGCUUCUUCUUCGACGUGGGCUCCAACAAGUACGGCGUGUUUAUGCGGGUCAGCGAGGUGAAGCCCACCUACCGAAACUCCAUCACGGUUCCGUGCAAAGUGUGGUCUAAAUUUGGCAACACCUUCUGCAAAUACGCGGAGGAGAUGCGGAAGAUCCAGGAGAGGAGUCGAGAGAAACGGGCCUCGGAACUGCUACCUGAGGGCCCGCACGGUGCAGAUGACGGCGACGACGACUGACUGACUGACUGACGUACUGACUGACUGACUGACUGACGUACUGACUGACUGACUGACUUACGACGCGAAACAAAAACUGAGAACUCAUCGAGGGAAUGAGACUUAACAGUGUCAAGUGACUGGAAAGAGAGAUCUCCAAGGGAAUCACCCCCCUCCCCCUCCACGCACACACACGAGCUCCAGAGACAAGGCAGCACCUCGGCUGUCUCCUCGCUCAUUUGACUGGAUGUCACCCACUUUAUCACCAUGUCACAGUAAGCGCUGCUAUCAAGGACUUUUAACUGUAACAUUUCAACUGUUUCUUACUUGAUUUCAGUGACGAUGAACAGUGUUUAUAUAUCUCUGUCGAAAGAUUUUGCACACAUCAAAAGCUAUUUAAAAAAAAAUAAAAAUACUAAAGAUUUCACCAGAAACGACAACACAGCUCUAUUACGUAAAAAUAACAGUCCUGUCACAAAUGCGUAUUUGACAUCAGCACAAAAAGAGUAUUUAUCGACUAUAUCCCUAAUGUAUAGUUUAAUAUAAAGGUACGCAGACUGAAUAUGGAAGCGCUCUACAGGUGUGAGACCUGCAGAAUAGCAAAAACCUGUCUGCAUGCUUCUAGGCUCAUGGUAAGAGCAGAGGUUUGGUGAACUAAGCUCCUCUUUAAUUUGACCUACAAAUGCACAACUAAAGCAUUACUAUUAUGCUGAGAAAAUAAAAAAUUGCAGCCCUUAUGCACUUCAAGGAAUGACAUAAGUCUAUCUCCGUGCUGUCAUAAGGAUCCCACAGACCUUCCUGCACCAUGUCCAUCGAAACUUCAGUGACAAAAGUGCUAACUUAGAUGUAAUAAUUAUGAUUUUGUGAAUCAGCUGUAAAAAGAAAAGUCCUUAUUGAGAUACCCACGUUUUCUGUGGGAUUUGGUUGUUGUUGCUUUUAUCCUCCCGAGGGGUGGGGUGGUGGUGGUGGGGGGGGGGGCGGCUAAAUUUGGGUGUGUGCAAAAGGUUAAUAUUAAGGGAGGGGAAAAGACACGCCUGCGCAGUGCAGGCAUCCUCUCUGACAUCAUUACAACCCGUGCCUUAUACACUCCACUCGUUUACUUGUCCUCGCGUGGAUGGUCCGUGAAUUCUAUCAACUUUCAUUUAGGAGCGUUGUUACGUAGGCAGAUAUAUUCUCCAUACUGACCAGGGCUACCGGAUCCACGGGUGCAUGGAUCAGGGGCUCUGACACCGACGGGAAGGUGUUCUGCUGCAGAGAGUCUGGGGAGGCCUUGCGGGGUGAUGAGCGCCCUGGUUGCCAACUGGCCGUGCGGCUUCUCACUCCUCGGAAUGCUUCAGUGUUCUUGAGAUGUUGUCGGCAGCCUUGCGCAAAGCAGGAUGGCAGUGAAGGAAACAGAAAUCUACAAAGGCUCGACGAGAUGAUUUGUCAGAGUGGAGUGGUGACAAAAGCUGUUAAAGAACCAGGCGAGGCGUCCUUGCACCUUUUAUCAGUGCAGGGCCGAGGCAGUAUAUCUCACUAUGGUGCUAUAGCCCCUCCAUUGCUCCUUAGCUCACUUUAUGUAUAUGUCAUUGUUCCUUUGAUUGCUCUUCAUUUCAUUCUUCCUAUCGCUUUGUCUUGUCCAAAAUCGUCUCAUGUUUCUCCCUCCCUGACGGAGGCAGAGCAAUUUACGAGAGAGGGACAUUUCUUGUUAGUGUGCAAUAUUACAUGCAUGCCGAUCAUGGCGUAGUGUCACGUGUAUGGACUUUUACAAGAUGACAAUAAUAAAUAGGUAUAUGAUCAUUUGAAAGCAUGGCAAUGUGCUGACUUAACAACGUGAUGUUUUUUUUCCCCUCCUCAGCUACGUAGUUCUUUAAAACUGGGAUCAGUGUGUUGGGUUUGCUAGCCCACUACAAACAACUCUCCUUUCCUUUAUUCUGCCGCAUACACACACAACGUGGACAGCCCCUCUGCCAUGGCUUGCACUCACUUUGGGGUCCCCCCCCCCCAAACACCCCCUCCACACACACAUACCCCACCCCACCCACCCCCGGCUGAGGCCUCAUAUUGCUUUUGGAGUGUUUUGGAGGCCUCUACUGUAUUUCCAACAAGGCCUCCUCACAUUAGAAUCCAGGAGUGUGCUUGGAGGCUGAGCAUGACCUCUUUCUCACCUGAGACCACGGAAGACAUACAAAUUCAGAUUUGUCCCACGGUUUCACUUGAGUUGGGCUUUUAGGUCACUAACAAGCUAAACGUCGAGUGCUUGAAAAGUACUUUAAUCAUUCUGUAGGAAAAGUAGAGAUAUUGUCUCUUGGACACUUGGUGAAAAGCCUAAAAUCGGGCACUGCACUUUAAAGGCUUAGCAACACCAACGGAAUGACAGAAUUGUGUCUUGAACAGAAAUGUAUUCCUCACAUUUGCCCAUGAUGUGGAUGAACUAAUAUUCACCAAACAAACAUUUAUGGUGUCUAGUCAAGUUGUGUUCCAAAACAAUUUCUGUGAAUGUUUGUAUGGCCAAAUAUGAGGAGUCCAAGGCCACUUGUCAAUGAAACUCACACGUUCCGUGUUUUUACCAAGGACGAACGUCGGCUUACAGCAUCCAAGCGACUUUGGAUUGACAGUAUGGUCUUGGUUGUUAGCUGAUUUGUUAGCAUUAUGUUUUGUUUUUUUCAUGCAGCAGUAGUCAUCAUAGACGCCCCAUUAAUUGUGUCCAAUGACAAAAAUGUUUCCGAAUGUCAUGUACACGGUUUGCCAAUUAAAAACACAAUGAAUGCUCAUAGGAAUUUUACAUGAUCAUGCAUCAAAGCCAGUCUUUUAAGAAACCCUUAAAGCAGGGAUUGUCAAUCGGUGGUCCGCGGCCCUCUAGCGGUCCGUGACGGUAUUGCAGGUGGUCCGCAAAAUUAGAAAUGGAAAAUAAU